AUGGCUUUCUCUCUGGGCUGUCUCUUCCUGAUCACCCUGGCCAUAGGAUCAUCUGUGGCUCUGUGGGCAGCUCCGCAGCCUGAUAUAGUCACCGGUGGCCUUAAUCCUCAGCCCACGCCGCUAGCUACAUUGGCUCCACCACCCACCUUGUCCCAGGAUCUGGACGAAAUCCAGCGCUUGAUUCAGUUCAAGCCCAUCAAUCAGCUUAUAGCGCGUUACCUGAUCAACGAUGACCAGUUUCAGGCCUUCGUGAGGAUCAUCAAUAGCAAUGCGGCCUUCAUGUCCCGUUGGCGUCUGCGUUCGCAGCCGGAGAUCAUCUUGUUCCAGCAGUGGGUCGAUCAGCAGCUCCUGGCCUCUGGCGGCGCCUUCGAAAUGGAGGAGCAAAAACUGAAAGUCACGCUAUUCAACCAGUUUCCCUAUUGGUCCGGCACAGUUUUCGGUUGGCCAGGAUUCCUCAACGAGGCACAGCUCUACUUCCCGCUGUAUGCCAUCCGAGCUCACAUCGAUGCCAAGGUGCUGCAGCAGGGCAUCUUUGCUCAGUUCUGGGCGCGACUUCAGGGCCUUCAAGUGGUCUACGAACGCUGGUUGGCCUUGGUGGAGACUUCCCAGGUGGUAGCUGAACUCCAGGCGGCUGGCAUCGACACGGUACAGUUGGAUGGCAUCAUUCGGGAGCUUUUUGGAUGGACUGUGGUCAAUGCAACCACAACUGUGGCGCCUGGAACUCCAGUGGCUCCCACUGUCAUUCCGGGAGCAGUGAUUCCUCCAGUUAAUGCUAGUCCUGUGGUUGUCUAGGUUACCUAGACAGGGGGAUUAUAUGAUAUACGAAAUAAAAAUGUGGCUAAAGGCCCUGGAUUUGUAAA
Drosophila kikkawai is the source of this 860-nucleotide messenger RNA. RefSeq lists its product as uncharacterized. NCBI's taxonomy places the organism in Eukaryota, Metazoa, Arthropoda, Insecta, Diptera, Drosophilidae. The record is from RefSeq and is a predicted model, not a curated record.